UAAUGUCCUUCUCACUGCAGUUUGACACGCGCCCCGGAGUGAGCCACCAGCCAGCGGCCCCUCCCGCCCCUUUCGUCCGUGCGAGUGACUCUUCUCUCGGCUUCACUCCCGACGAGGAACCCGGUGCACCCGGUUCAUCUUUUUUUUUUUGUUUUUUGAUUUUUUUUUAAAUAGCUACCCCCAAGAUGGAAGCUUGCAGAUGGCAAGAUUAGCGUUUAGAAUACAACCAUACCGCCCGCGUGUCUUUCAUGACGCCUUGGUUGGUGCAGAAGAGAUUUUCUCAAAUCUUUUUACCCAUUUUGGGGGGAUCUAAUAAGAUAGUGAGCUCCGGGGGACGGAGUUGUCGCAACCAUGAGCUCCGGGGAAGGAACGGAAGAGACUGCGAAGGACGCCGGGGAUUCAUCGUUCAAGACAGAUGGAUCCCUACCUAAAGAGCCAAAAGGCGAUGUGUCGAGUCAGAUCGCAGGUUUUAGGAGAAAUGAGGACAUGAGAGCAAUGGAGGUCCUUCCCAUCCUUAAAGAAAAAGUUGCUUUUUUGUCAGGUGGCAGGGACCGACGCGGUGGCCCAGUGUUAACCUUCCCGUCACGCAGCAACCACGACAGAAUACGAACGGACGACCUACGAAGACUGAUCGCCUAUCUUGCCGGUAUUCCAAGCGAGGAGGUCUGUAAACAUGGCUUCACGGUCAUCGUGGACAUGCGCGGCUCCAAGUGGGACAGCAUCAAGCCUCUGCUGAAGAUCCUGCAGGAGUCGUUCCCAUCGUGCAUCCACGUCGCUCUCAUCAUUAAACCUGACAACUUCUGGCAAAAGCAGAGGACCAAUUUCGGCAGCUCCAAGUUUGAGUUUGAGACCACCAUGGUGUCACUAGAGGGUCUGACAAAGGUUGUGGAUCCCUCCCAGCUAACGUCGGACUUUGAUGGCAGCCUUGACUACAACCAUGAAGAGUGGAUUGAGAUCCGCGUGGCGUUUGAGGAGUUUUCCGGUCACGCCACACAAAUGCUCACACGGCUGGAGGAGAUGCAGGAAACAGUUUCGCGGAAAGACUUCCCACAAGAUCUGGAGGGAGCGAGGAGGAUGAUAGAAGAACAUGCCACGCUAAAGAAGAAGGUCAUCAAAGCGCCUAUAGAGGAACUAGACACUGAGGGACAGAGGCUACUUCAACGAAUACAGAGCAGCGAGAAAUCGUCAAACCGCAACGGCGGAGGCAGCAGCACGAGCGGCAGUGGUGGCAGCAGUACAAGCGGAGCGUGCAACGGCGACACCCAAGGCCUGGUCCCGCGUAUCACGCAGCUGCUGGAAAAGCUGCACUCCACCCGGCAGCACCUCCACCAGGCCUGGCACGUCCGCAAGCUGCAGCUGGACCAGUGCUUACAGCUGCGCCUCUUCGAGCAGGACGCCGAGAAGAUGUUUGACUGGAUCUUGCACAACAAGGGUUUGUUCCUGGCAGGCUACACUGAGAUUGGCAACAACCACCCGCACGCUGUGGAGCUGCAAACCCAGCACAACCACUUUGCUAUGAACUGCAUGAAUGUCUACGUGAACAUCAAUCGUAUCAUGUCGGUGGGCAAUCGGCUGCUGGAGUCGGGCCACUAUGCCUCCCAUCAAAUCAAGCAGAUUUCUAGCCAGUUGGAGCAGGAGUGGAAGGCCUUUGCCGCCGCCCUGGACGAGCGCAGCACGUUGCUGGAGAUGUCGGCCAGCUUCCAUCAGAAGUGUGACCAGUACAUGAGCAACGUAGACUCGUGGUGUAAGGCGUGCGGCGAAGUGGAUUUACCCUCCGAGCUACAGGACUUGGAAGACGGCAUUCACCACCACCAAGGCUUGUACGAGCACAUCACCGCCGCCUACUCGGAGGUAAAACGCAGCUCAAGUUUGCAUCUUUUGCAACUGCGACCAAAGAAUGGCAACAUUUUUUUGGGUGUACUCCAGGUAAGCCAGGAUGGCAAAGCCCUGUUGGACAAAUUGCAGCGACCGCUCACACCGGGCAGUGCCGACUCUCUGACGGCGUCGGCCAACUACUCCAAGGCGGUGCAUCACGUACUGGAUAUCAUCCACGAGGUGCUGCAUCACCAGAGGCAGCUGGAGAACAUCUGGCAGCACCGCAAGGUUCGCUUGCACCAGCGGCUCCAGCUCUGCGUCUUCCAGCAAGAUGUCCAGCAAGUGUUGGACUGGAUUGAGAACCACGGUGAGGCCUUCCUAAGUAAGCACACAGGUGUGGGCAAGUCCCUCCAUCGAGCCCGAGCACUCCAAAAGCGACACGAAGAUUUCGAGGAGGUGGCCCAGAACACUUACACCAAUGCAGACAAGUUGUUGGAGGCGGCCGAGCAGUUGGCCCAGACGGGAGAGUGCGACCCAGAGGAGAUCUACCAGGCCGCCCACCAGCUCGAAGACCGGAUCCAAGACUUUGUUCGCCGCGUGGAGCAACGCAAGGUCCUCCUGGACAUGUCUGUCGCCUUCCACACGCACGUCAAAGAGCUGUGGACGUGGCUGGAAGAUCUCCAGAAGGAGCUGCUGGACGACGUGUAUGCCGAGUCGGUGGAAGCCGUCCAGGAUCUGAUCAAACGCUUCGGACAACAGCAGCAGACCACUCUGCAGGUCACAGUCAACGUUAUCAAAGAGGGCGAGGAUCUUAUCCAGCAGCUCAGGGAUUCGGCCAUCUCGAGCAACAAAACGCCACACAACAGCUCCAUCAACCACAUUGAAAGCGUUCUGCAGCAGCUCGACGAGGCUCAAGCUCAAAUGGAGGAGCUCUUCCAGGAGAGAAAGAUCAAACUGGAGCUAUUCCUCCAGCUUCGCAUCUUCGAGAGGGACGCCAUUGAUAUUAUUUCUGAUUUGGAAUCGUGGAACGAGGAGCUGACGGGUCAAAUGAACGAUUUCGACACGGAGGACCUGACUGUAGCUGAGCAGAGGCUACAGCAUCACGCCGACAAGGCCUUGACCAUGAACAACCUUACCUUCGACGUCAUCCACCAGGGACAGGAACUGCUUCAAUAUGUAAAUGAAGUUCAGGCCUCUGGUGUCGAGCUGCUGUGCGAUCGCGAUGUGGACAUGGCGACCCGCGUUCAAGACCUGCUGGAGUUUCUCCACGAGAAGCAGCAAGAGCUGGACUUAGCUGCUGAGCAGCACCGCAGGCACUUGGAGCAGUGCGUCCAACUGAGGCAUCUGCAGGCUGAAGUCAAACAGGUUCUCGGUUGGAUCCGUAAUGGCGAGUCGAUGCUAAACGCUGGUCUCAUCACCGCCAGCUCCCUGCAGGAAGCUGAGCAGCUGCAAAGGGAACAUGAACAGUUUCAGCACGCCAUUGAGAAGACCCACCAGAGUGCCCUGCAGGUUCAGCAGAAGGCCGAGGCACUGCUUCAGGCCAACCAUUACGACAUGGACCUGAUCAGAGACUGUGCUGAAAGCGUGGCGUCCCACUGGCAGCAGCUUAUGCUCAAAAUGGAGGACAGACUCAAGCUGGUUAACGCCUCUGUGGCCUUUUACAAAACUUCAGAACAAGUGUGCAGUGUUUUAGAAAGCCUGGAGCAGGAAUAUAAAAGAGAGGAGGACUGGUGUGGAGGAGUGGACAAACUCGGCCCCAACUGUGAAACGGACCACGUAACCCCCAUGAUCAGUAAACAUCUGGAGCAGAAGGAAGCCUUCCUUAAGGCGUGCACGCUGGCGAGGAGAAACGCGGACGUCUUCCUCAAGUACAUGCACAGAAACAGCGUCAACAUGCCGGGAAUGCUGAGUCACGUCAAAGCACCAGAGCAGCAAGUUAAAAACAUCCUCAAUGAGUUGCUGCAGAGAGAAAACCGUGUCCUCCACUUUUGGACCAUGAGGAAGCGACGUCUGGACCAGUGUCAGCAGUAUGUGGUGUUUGAACGCAGUGCUAAACAGGCCCUGGAGUGGAUUCACGACACAGGGGAGUUUUACCUGUCCACACACACCUCCACUGGCUCGAGCAUCCACCACACGCAGGAGCUGUUGAAGGAACAUGAGGACUUCCACAUCACCGCUAAGCAAACCAAAGAGCGCGUGAAGCUACUCAUUCAGUUGGCGGACGGAUUUUGCGACAAAGGUCACAGUCAUGCCGGCGAGAUAAAAAAAUGGGUGACGGCAGUGGAUAAACGUUACCGGGACUUCUCCCUGCGAAUGGACAAGUACCGCUGCAGCCUGGAGAAAGCCUUGGGUAUCUCGUCAGACUCCAAUAAAGCUAGUAAGGAUCUCCAACUGGACAUCAUUCCUGCCACAGCUCCGGGCUCAGAUGUCAAGUUGAGGGAUGCCGCCCAUGAGCUCAACGAGGAGAAACGCAAGUCUGCACGCAGAAAAGAUUUCAUCAUGGCUGAGCUGAUCCAGACUGAAAAGGCAUAUGUGCGAGACCUGCGGGAGUGCAUGGAUACUUACCUGUGGGAGAUGACCAGCGGCGUGGAGGAGAUUCCUCCAGGAAUUCUCAAUAAGGAGCACAUCAUUUUCGGGAACAUGCAGGAUCUUUAUGAAUUCCACCAUAACAUUUUUCUUAAAGAGCUGGAAAAAUACGAACAGUUGCCUGAAGAUGUUGGCCAUUGCUUUGUAACAUGGGCUGAUAAGUUUCAGAUGUACGUGAACUACUGCAAGAACAAGCCAGACUCGACUCAGCUCAUCCUAGAGCAUGCUGGGAACUAUUUUGAUGAAAUUCAGCAGAGACACCGACUGGCCAACUCAAUCUCCUCUUAUCUGAUUAAGCCUGUGCAAAGAAUCACAAAAUAUCAGCUCUUGCUCAAGGAACUGCUGACAUGCUGUGAAGAAGGCAAAGGAGAAAUCAAGGACGGCUUGGAGGUGAUGCUUAGCGUUCCCAAGAGAGCCAACGACGCUAUGCAUCUCUCCAUGCUGGAAGGUUUCGAUGAGAACAUUGAGUCACAGGGCGAGCUGAUCCUACAGGAGUCCUUCCAGGUGUGGGAUCCAAAGACGCUAAUCCGCAAGGGCCGAGAGAGACAUCUCUUCCUCUUUGAAAUGUCCCUCGUCUUCAGCAAGGAGGUCAAGGACUCCAAUGGCAGGAGCAAAUACAUCUACAAGAGCAAACUCUUUACCUCCGAGUUAGGGGUGACAGAGCAUGUUGAAGGAGACCCUUGUAAGUUUGCUCUUUGGGUGGGACGCACACCGACGUCAGACAACAAGAUUGUUCUUAAGCUAAGUCAGGGAUCCAAACACGGAGCGAUGGCAUCCAACAUUGAGAACAAGCAGGACUGGAUCAAGCACAUCAGGGAGGUGAUCCAGGAGCGCACCAUUCACUUGAGGGGGGCGCUUAAAGAACCCAUACAUAUUCCCAAAGCGAGUGCUGCUAAGCACCACAAGGGCCGAAGGGACGGAGAAGAUCUUGACAGUCAAGGUGAAGGCAGCAGUCAACCAGACACAAUCUCUCUGGCCUCACGCACCUCCCAGAACACACUAGACAGUGACAAGCUCUCCGGUGGUUGCGAGCUGACGGUAGUGAUUCAUGACUUCAUGGCGAGUAACAGCAACGAGCUGACGGUGCGUCGCGGCCAGACGGUGGAGGUUCUGGAGCGUUGCCAUGACAAGCCCGACUGGUGCCUGGUGAGGACCACUGACCGCUCCCCGGCCUUAGAGGGCUUGGUGCCCUGUUCCAUGCUGUGCAUCGCGCACUCUCGCUCUUCCAUGGAGAUGGAGGGCAUCUUCAACCACAAAGACACAUUGUCAGUGUGCAGCAACGACUCCAUCAUGCCAGGAUCUUCUGCUACACUUCAGCCUGGUCAUGUAAUGGGCUCCCACUCUUCACCCGGACCUAAACGACCAGGCAACACAUUACGGAAGUGGCUGACCAGCCCCGUGCGGCGUCUGAGCAGCGGCAAAGCAGACGGUCACGUUAAGAAACUAGCCCACAAACAUAAGAAGAGCCGCGAAGUGAGGAAGAGCGGCGAGAUGACGAUGGGCUCCCAGAAGGACUCUGACGACAGCGCCGCCACGCCUCAGGACGAGACCGUGGAGGAGAGGGUCCGAAACGAAGGGCUUUCGAGUGGCACCUUGUCCAAAUCAAGUUCUUCGGGCAUGCAGAGUUGCGGCGAAGAGGAAGGCGAGGAGGGUCCCGACUCGGUGCCCCUACCUCCACCAAUGGCCAUUCAGCAGCAUAGCUUGCUACAGGCAGACUCGCAGGAUGAUAAGAACUCCUCUCGUCUGUCCGUCCGGCCGUCCAGCUCAGAAACUCCGAGCGCUGCCGAGUUAGUGAGCGCUAUCGAGGAGCUGGUCAAAAGCAAAAUGGCUCUGGAGGACCGGCCCAGCUCACUGUCAGUAGAACAAGGAGACAGCAGCUCUACCUCUUUUAACCCCUCAGACAACUCCCUUCUUUCCUCAUCGUCCCCCAUGGAAGAAAUGGACGAGCGGCGGGCAAGCAUCCUCAAGAAAAGACAUUUCAUUUUGCUGGACUUGGUGGAAACUGAGAGGGAUUACGUAAAAGAUCUCAGCCAGGUGGUGGAGGGUUAUAUGAGUAGAAUGAAAGAGGAAGGCGUCCCUGAUGACAUGAAGGGCAAAGACAAAAUUGUGUUUGGCAACAUCCAUCAAAUCUUUGACUGGCACAAAGAUUUCUUCCUCGGUGAGUUGGAGAAAUGUUUGGAGGAUCCAGAAAGACUGGGACCUCUCUUUCUCAAACAGGAGCGAAGACUAAACAUGUACGUGGUGUAUUGUCAAAACAAGCCCAAGUCUGAGCACGUUGUGGCAGAAUACAUCGAUACUUAUUUUGAGGACAUGAAGCAACGGCUUGGCCACAGACUGCAGAUAACAGACUUGCUCAUCAAGCCGGUCCAGAGGAUUAUGAAGUAUCAGCUCUUGCUCAAGGAUUUCCUGAAACACUCAAAAAAGGCAGGGCUCGAGUCUGCGGAUCUUGAGAAAGCAGUGGAGAUCAUGUGCAUCGUACCAAAAAGGUGCAACGACAUGAUGAAUGUUGGCCGGCUUCAGGGAUUUGAAGGCAAGAUCGUGGCCCAGGGACGCCUUCUUCUGCAGGACACGUUCAUGGUGACGGACGCAGAGAGCAGCGCGCUUGGCCGAGUAAAGGAGAGGAGAGUUUUCCUUUUUGAGCAGCUGCUUAUCUUCAGUGAGCCGUUGGACAAGAAGAAAGGCUUCUCUCUGCCCGGCUUCCUCUAUAAGAACAGCAUCAAGGUUAACAGUUUAGGUCUGGAAGAGAACGUAGAGGGCGAUCCCUGCAAGUUCAUGCUAACUUCUCGCUCCACGAACGGCACAGUGGAGUCAUUUGUGCUGCACUCCUCCCACCCUGGGGUGCGUGAAGUGUGGACUCUUCAGAUCGCCCAAAUACUGGAAUGCCAGCGCAAUUUUCUCAAUACUCUGACCUCACCAAUUGACUAUCAGAGGAACCAUGUUGCAGCAAGUGGGGGUACUUGUGUGUCCAGCGUUGGCUCUCCUAGUGGGAGUAGUAGUGGCACUAACGCACCGGGAAGUUCCCCAGCAAGCAGCUCCAUGCCCUCAGUCUCCCAGGGUGGCUGCCGCCGACCAUCCAGGAUCCCCCAACCCUCUCGUCUACCCCAACCCCUCCGCCAUCACCCCGGGGCCGAUCCCGACGGCCCCAACAAGAUGUCAGGUCCAAGUCCUCGUCCUGUUCCUCCCCCAGUACUCCCCACGGGGGGUAGCCCACAGGGCAAACGCCCAAUCCAGACUGUAGAGGAGCAAGCACAGACUCCUACAAGCGUUGUCGCUCCCAUGGUCCGUGCCACAGUUGGACCGUUGCCCUCCACUCCUUCUUCUAAAAUACGGCCCGUAGCCGUUCCCCCUUUGGUUCCUCCUACCUUUGUCAAGGAUUGUCUUCCGCCGCCCCCUCCCAGCCCCAGCCAGAAGUCUUCCUUCUGGAGCUCCAUGCCGGGAUCACCGGCUAGCCGCCCAAGCUCUUUUACCUUUCCGGGGGAGACUGCUGAGAGUCCGAUCCGUCAGAACUCUAACCAGAAUCCGAAUCAGAGCCACAGACACUCCACGCACAGCAAGGACGCUGACCGAAUGAGCACCUGCUCGUCCGCCAGCGAGCAGUCCAUCCAGUCCACUCAGAGUAAUGGGAGUGAAAGUAGCAGCAGCAGUAGCGUAUCCACCAUGUUGGUGACUCAGGACUACAUGGCGGUGAAGGAGGAUGAGAUCAGCGUGUGUCAAGGCGAAGUGGUUCAGAUUUUGGCCAGCAACCAGCAAAACAUGUUCCUGGUGUUCCGAGCGGCGACCGAGCAAGGCCCCGCCGCCGAAGGCUGGAUCCCUGGAUUCGUCCUCGGUCACACCUCGGCCGUCGCGCCCGAUUGCCCCGAAGGACCAAUAAAUAGGAAGUCUUCUUCGUGGCAAACGACCCUGCGCAUCCGAAAGAAAUCGGAGAAAAAGGAGAAGGAGUCGAAGAAAGACAACAAGCUAGAAAAUGGUUACAGGAAGUCCAGAGAUGGCAAUAAAGUUUCUGUAAAGCUUCUAAAUCCAAACUACAUCUACGAUGUUCCACCCGAGUUCCUGGUGCCUCUGAGCGACGUCACCUGCGACAAUGGAGAGAGCGUCACCUUGAGGUGUAAGGUGUGCGGUCGACCCCGCGCCACCAUCACCUGGAGAGGACCCAACCAGAGCAACCUCACCAACAAUGGCCGUUUCAGUAUCGCUUACAGCGACACCGGUGAAGCAACUCUGCGGAUCAUCGGCGUGGCGUCGGACGACGACGGCGUGUACACGUGCGUCGCCGCCAACGAGCUAGGCAGCGUUAUGUCAACGGCCAGCCUCAGAGUGCUUGCUGUGUCCACUGAUGGAUUGCGAGUGAGCUGGAAAGACAACUUUGACUCUCACUACGUCGAGGUGGUUGAACUGGGCAGGGGUCGCUUCUCUGUUGUCAAGCGUUGCGACCACCGGGCCACCAAGCGUCCGGUAGCCGUCAAGCUGGUCAACAAGAAGCUGAUGAGGCGGGACCGUGUCACGCAGGAAGUCAACCUGCUCCACAGGCUCCAACAUCCCAACAUCAUCAACCUGGUGGACACGUACGAGACCCCCGGCAGCUUUGUCCUAGUGCUGGAGAUGGCCGACCAAGGUCGUCUCCUUGAUUACAUCAUCAGCUGGGGCAAUCUUACAGAGGAAAAGGUGGCCUGCUACCUCCGAGACCUUUUGGAUGCUUUACAUUACUUGCACAACAGCAGAAUUGCUCAUCUGGACGUCAAACCCGAAAACCUGCUGGUGGUCCACGGUCCUGGCGGUCAACCGUCUGUCAAAUUGACUGACCUAGGCGACGCCGUGCAGCUGGGCGGCGCCCCCUACGUGCAUCCGCUGCUGGGCAGCCCCGAGUUCGCGUCUCCUGAGCUGGUGCUGGGCGAGCCGGUUUCGCUGACGUCGGAUGUAUGGAGUGUCGGCGUGGUGGCCUACGUGCUGUUGAGCGGUGCCUCGCCCUUCCUGGACGAGAGCGCCGAGGAGACCUGCCUCAACAUUUGCCGCCGGGACUUCAGCUUCCCCGAGGAUUACUUCCACGCCGUCAGUCAGGCGGCGCGCGACUUCGUCCGUCUGCUGCUUAGGACCGACCCCGCCGGGAGGCCGCCUUCGGGGCUGUGCUUGCAGGAAGCGUGGCUACGGGGCUCCGCCGCCGUCGACGAUGACGGACGCCCCGCUAGCGAGCGCUGCCUGGACACUUCGCGCCUCGUCUCUUUCAUCGACCGCAGGAAGCACCAGACUGACGCGCGGCCCAUCGGUGCGGUGCGCGGCUUCAUACGGAGCCGCCUGCAGAAUCGGGUCUGAACUCGGGUUGCCGAGGGCCGGGAUAGUUGCCAUAACGUACAAUCAAGUAAAAUGAGGCGAUAAAGGUACCCGUCAAGCGCGAAUGUCACUUCCGCCACGCCAAAAGAAAUGCCGAGCUGGUCCUUCUUCACAAAACGAUGAUUCACACAAAGUUCGUGGAUGCCCUCGUCUACUGCUGCUUGCUGCUUUACACUCACAUUUACAGAAAAACAUGUAAAAAGACAAAAAAAUUAUAUAAAAAUAUAUAUAGUACCGUACAAGUAAUUUAUUUUCCUUAGCAGGGGUCCAAAGGUGGCCCGAUUGAGAAAGUGAUGCCAUCCAGUGCGAUUUGGUUGGCUCUUUUACACUCAAAACUUUCGUACGCCUUCAAGAAAGGACAUGCCGUGCCGAGAUCCCACAACAACAGACAUUGUCUGUCAAUGGAACAAUAGCUGUUUAAUUAAGCCUUACUUGUCUAUACAUGACUUACAAAAAGUUACAGUGGUAUGAAAAAGUAUUUGAACCUUUUGGAAUUUCUCAUAUCUCUGCAUAAAAUCACAAUCCAAUGUGAUCUGAUCUUGUCAAAAUCACACAGAUGAAAAAACAGUAUCUGCUUUAACUAAAAGCAACCAAACAUUUGUAGGUUUUCCUAUUUUAAUGAGGAUAGCAUGCAAAAAAUGACAAAAAGAUGGAAAAUAUGUAAGUGCACCAUCACAUUUAAUAUUUUGUGGCCACAUCUUUGGCAGCAAUAACUUCGACUAGACGCUUGUUGUAGCUGCAGAUCAGUCUGGCACAUCGAUCAGGAUUAAUCUUGGCCCAUUCUUCCCUACAUAACUGCUGUAGUUCAGUCAGAUUCCUGGGAAGUCUGGCAUGAAUCGCUGUCUUUAGGUCACGCCACAGCAUCUCAAUGGGGUUCAAGUCUGGACUUUGACUUAUCUCCAGAGUGUGUAUUCUAAAACCAUUAUGAAGUUGACUUACUUCUGUGUUUUGGAUCAUUGUCUUGUUACAGCAUCCAUCCUUAUUUUAGCUUCAACUGACAGACGGCCUCAGGUUUUCCUACCAAACAUUCUGAUAAUUUUUUUAAUUCAUUCUUCCAUUAAUGAUUGCAAGUUGUCCAGGCCCCCAGGUAGCAAAACAGCCCCAAAUCAUGAUGCUCCCUCCACCAUGCUUCACGGUGGGGAUGAGGUGUUGAUGUUGGUGAGCUUUUCUAUUUUUCCUCCACACAUGACAUUUUGUGUUACUCCCAAACAAAUCAAUUUUUUUUUUUUUUUU
This is a messenger RNA of Corythoichthys intestinalis (scribbled pipefish), 10959 nucleotides long. RefSeq names its product triple functional domain protein. The transcript is spliced from 62 exons. Gene Ontology annotation, cellular component: extrinsic component of membrane; cytoplasm. Gene Ontology annotation, biological process: protein phosphorylation; axon guidance. The coding region runs from base 352 to 9708 and encodes 3118 amino acids. The record is from RefSeq and is a predicted model, not a curated record. Gene Ontology annotation, molecular function: protein kinase activity; protein binding; guanyl-nucleotide exchange factor activity. Lineage: Eukaryota; Metazoa; Chordata; Actinopteri; Syngnathiformes; Syngnathidae.